This is a messenger RNA of Hypoxylon fragiforme, 1335 nucleotides long. RefSeq lists its product as uncharacterized. The record is from RefSeq and is a predicted model, not a curated record. NCBI's taxonomy places the organism in Eukaryota, Fungi, Ascomycota, Sordariomycetes, Xylariales, Hypoxylaceae. Bases 191 to 898 code for a protein of 235 amino acids. The transcript has a single exon.
AUGAUGUAGGAGUAGCUGCAUACACAAGAGUAGCACUGAGUUUGGGAAACAGCUAAUAUGAAUAUAAGAAGGUUUGACCAUGAGACAAAUCUCUAUUCAGGUAGGUAGGCAUUUAGACAGGAGCUUUCUUGUGAAAAACUGUGUGACCUGAUACUGACCUAGGGUACCUACCACUGCCAAACGUAAAGAAAUGGACGUCGGUGCAAUCAGAAAAAAAUCCAAGAACGACAACAAACGAACCGGAAUCAUUCCUUCCUAUCGCGCUGAGCAGUUCGCUGCCAAAGAGAUAAACUUAAACGGCCCUACAUUUAUGGAGAGAAUCCGGGAACUCGAGACCCAAGUGAACAAUCUUCGCCUGAAUAACCAGAAACUUCACUCGGCGAUGGACGAACUACAGAAGAAUUCAACUAGUGCUCGACAACAGAAACAACCAGAGGAAUCGUACGCUUCCUCGCAGAAUGGCAUACCCGCCUGGGCAAACCAGAAAGAGCGGCUCCCAGACGGUAGAUUGAAUCUACACUACCGCCCUAACCACGAGUUGAAUCUAUCUCAUCCCACGGAGGACGAGCUAGAUGAUUCAUGGAAAGUGUUUCUCGCGACGAAACCCUGCAAGAACGAGGGCAUGUUGCACUUCCUGCGACGAUUCCGAGAAGCAUUCUAUGCACUCCAGCUGCGCUGGCAAAACGGAUCUUUCGACCGAUCUAUCACGAUCGAUGUCUUGAAAACGUACACACCUAGCGUGUGGCUACAUAUCAUGGAUCACGAAAGGACUAUGAUGACGUCCCAGAUAAUAGAGGAGGCAGUGGUGCUAGGGGCCAUAGUCGAGCGAAUCGCGGUCGAGAGCAAGAUCUAUGGCACUCCAUCGACGACUACCUAUACUACUCGCCAGGGGUCCUGAAACCUGAAUAGCUUUCUAUGAGGAGAAGGAAAAUGUAAGAAUAACAUCGCAAAUGGGCUCGUUGCAGUGGGAAUACCUAUGUAGCUUAGUAGAUGGUGGGUGGUAUUUCUUGAUAAGAGAAUAUACCAUAUGUUACAUGCACAUAACAACACCUUUCGUUUUAAAGAGAAGACAAAUGGCUAUCUCUUUUCUCCCAUAUACCGGUACAACUGUCGCUAUAUAAUCUUAACUUAAACCCUAAAAACGCCUUUCAGAUAACUAAGUAGUUGGGAGUUGGAUUGAGAUCGGUGCGGCUGAUCUGAAGGAUUCGACAAGGUUUCAUCCGAUGUCUUAGUUAUAUCCUGAUUUUGUGCGUUCUAGGCGGUGCAUAUGGGGUUGUGGUUUAGGUGUAUCGUCUGGUAUUUUAGGCGUAGCCGCCUCAGAGUCAACCUGUAAUA